AUGACAGGAAGACGCUCUUCCGCGCGAAUUGCCGCUCAAUCGCAGACGUCUUCGUCCCCUUCACAACCCAAAUCGUCGCCCGCAGGGAAGAAGCGCAAGAAUGAAGCCACGGGGUCUUCACCCACCGCGAAGCGCGGCCGCAAAAACGCUGCGCCGGAACAGAAGACCCUAGAAGAGACAAUCCAGAAUGGCGGCCAUGAACAGCCAGAACCUGCAAAGCCAACGGACGAACAAGAACAAGUUGACAAGACUCAAGACAAGCCAGAACAGACUAGUGCUCAGCAGACCAAUGGCGAUAGUACUGAGGCCAAGGAAGAAAAGGAGCCAGAGGCCCAAGACGGCGACGAUGCCAAAAUGACGGGCACCGGUGAAGAAAAGAUCAAAGAUGAAGAAGAAGCCACCGCUCAAAAAGAGGAGACGAAAGAGGACGAGGCGGCGCAAGAAGAAGAAGAAACGAAGAAAGAAGAGAGCGCGAGCGCUAAGCCGAGCGAGACCAACGGGACUAGUACCGCCGUCAUCCCAGACGGCCGAGCAGAGGAGGAUGUGCCGUCCAGCAUCCUCGAGAAGGGCAUCAUCUACUUCUUCUUCCGCGCGCGAGUCAACGUCGACGACCCUCAAGACGUCAACGACAUCGCGCGGACGUAUAUCGUGCUGCGUCCACUUCCGCUCGACGCCAAACUCGGCGAUGGCCCCAUCGGCGACCAAGGCAACUCGCGACUCCUGGCGCUUCCGAAAAAAGUCCUCCCGCGCAGCGGUCGGGACCGGUUCCUGGCCUUCGUCGAGAAAGCCAAGACGAGCUUCAGCGAGCUCAAGGAUUCCUUCCUGCCGGGCUCCGACCACGUCACCAAGACCCAGGGAACAAGCCAUACGCCGCCGGCCACUCCGCUAGCAGAGGGCGUCUACGCAAUCACCUCGACCGGCCGCGAGUCGCAUCUGGCCUACAUCAUCACCAUCCCGGGCGAGCUGGGAGAAGUGCAGAAGGAAUUUGGUCUGCAGGAGCGCGGCAGCUUCGUCUUGAGUGUCAAGAAUCCCACCCAGCCCGGGCCCGGCAACACGAACCUGCCCAAGGGGCCGGAGUAUCCGCAGGAAAUCCUCGACGAGUUCCGCGAUCUGCGCUGGAAGCCGCUCGACCCCAAGUAUUUGGAUUAUCCUAACACCCAGGUCCUGAUCAUCGGAGGACAUUGGGACAAGGCGACCGAGCAGAGACCCAAGGAUGACCGAGAGAACAAUGCUCCGCCGGAAGAAGAGCUGGACAAGUUGGAGGGUGAGGAUGAAAUCCGAGUCAAGCAUCUCAAUGGUGACGAUGCCGUCUUUGCAGAUCUGGGAGUCGCUUCUAAGGACUUUCCCAAGGUUCCCACGACCUGGUAA
Messenger RNA from Capronia coronata CBS 617.96, 1368 nucleotides. RefSeq lists its product as uncharacterized. The record is from RefSeq and is a predicted model, not a curated record. The transcript is spliced from 3 exons. Bases 1 to 1368 code for a protein of 455 amino acids. NCBI's taxonomy places the organism in Eukaryota, Fungi, Ascomycota, Eurotiomycetes, Chaetothyriales, Herpotrichiellaceae.